Messenger RNA from Girardinichthys multiradiatus, 2245 nucleotides. RefSeq lists its product as uncharacterized. Lineage: Eukaryota; Metazoa; Chordata; Actinopteri; Cyprinodontiformes; Goodeidae. Bases 699 to 1283 code for a protein of 194 amino acids. The record is from RefSeq and is a predicted model, not a curated record. The transcript has a single exon.
ACCUAGAGCUGCAUUACAUAACAGGUCUCCACGGAAAUUAAUUAAAUUGUCUUUGUUGACACGGCAUCAUCCUACCCACUUGGGUGUGCGCAUCUAAAACUCUUGGACGAGCGCUGAGCUCCUCUGCAACAUCCUGCUCCCCAUGCACCCUUCCUGAUGUGAAGGUGAUGAAUGACGCUGUUUUUUUCCCCCUCUUCCUCUUAGGGGUUCCGUACAGCUGCUACUUCUUUAAGAGCCACCGCCCGCCCCCUCUCCUGUAUUUUUAGCUGAGCCAGCUUCUUCAUUUGCUGGAUAAGACAAACAUAUCUCUGUGUGUGGACUGGAUAAUCGCGCUUGAUCGUUUUUAAUGCAUGACAUCAAUUCGCAUCCUGUGGAUUCGCAGUGGGCCCAUGCAGCCAGAUGUUCCCCUGGAGUAUCUAUAUCUACUUUGAGGCAGAGAUUUGUUCCUCUCGGAUGCUGAAACGCGCAGUCACCCCGUGGAUGCUUGAUGUGCGUUAUGAAACGCAACGCUCCACCGGGUACCUAAUAUGAAGCGAGAUCAAAUGAAUUAAAUCUAUUCAUUUAAAAUCCGACUCUUCCUGCAGCACAGAAUCCUGCUCCUCGGCCCUCUGCUUCCUCUUUUCCUUGGACUGAAGGAUCAGGAAAAAGCCUUCAAGACGGAGGGGGUAGUGGAGCAUCGAGGGAAAAACAGGGGCAAUAUGAGAGAGCGGGACUUCAUGCCCAACAUGGAGAGAGGCAAGCCUGCCACUUACACGGGGGACAAAAAGGCUAAAAUGGCUGCUAAAACUAAUAAGAAGUGGGUGAGACUAGCCACUGUUUUUGCAUAUGUGUUGUCAGUGUCCUUAGCAGCCAUUAUACUGGCAAUUUACUACAGCCUGAUCUGGAAACCGACCUCCGCAUCCUCCUCUUCUGGGAAGCCAGUGCCUGAAGGGGUCUCCCCCACCGCGAACCUCUCAGCAGUUUCUCCAAACAGCAGCGUCUCAGAGUGGAACUCUACACAGACAAUGCUGGUGACAGACACGGCUGUGAACCAAACCAGACUGGCCACGACCCCGCGCAAUUAUGCGGAAAGGGGGUCCGUCUUCAAGUACGGCGCACCGGGGACAGAAAGUGCGCAGGAGGAAAGACUGUACGCAUCUUCCCGCGGUGACAAGCAUACGAGCGCUGCUCUCACCCCGGAGGACGAGGGCGAUGCGGUGACCGACAACAGCAGCCCCGAGCAGGCGGCCGCGGACGGAACCACUGCCCCCCCCGACUUAAAGCCGGACCUGAGAGGAGACUGAUCGGGCCGCCCAUUAUAACCCAUCACUGCAACCUCUCUUAUUUAAAAACGGAAAGUUUUACAUUCUCAAAACCGCAGGUCGGAUUAACACAAAGGUUUUCUGGCUGGAGAGCUCAAUUUGCAGAGCCCCUGAAUGGAUGCUGAACUGCACAUAAUUAACUCAUAACCUUGAUUUUAUGCCUGAGAACAGAGACGCGCUAUUUUCUUCAAAGAUCAGUUUCCCCUUUACUAUGCUUUCCUUUUGUUUCAGGACAUCUUUAUGCCUUAAAUCAACUUCUCAAGCCACUUACCCGCCCGAACACGUGGAAAAGAUUUUUAAAAAUAUUUUCCUAAAUCAUAAAGAACAAGGACCAAAACUGUGGGUUUUGCAGGACGUUCUGGUAUACUGAGCUACCAUUUAUCAAUUUAAAUCAAUAGAAUGCUGGCGAGCCAGCAAUUACAUGUGGGGCCCACAUAGAUCAGAAAUGGGCUGACAAAUUGGCCCCAAAUUGGGGUUGUUUGCAGGUUACAUCAUAGGCAUAGGCCAGUGUGAGAUUCCAGUAUGAUAACAUAAAGUCAGAUGACAACUGAAAAUAGGAUUCAACCACUGAAACUAAUGAAGGUGUCUUUAUGUUCAUAGGCCACUUAGUACCCAGCCAGCCUAAACAAAAUCCAUAUGGGGCCCUCAUACACAUCUUGGAUGAGUACAUUACUUAAUUUUUUUACAUGUAGUCUAUAAACUGUAUUUUCUUGGAUGGAUCAAACCCUGGAUUCCCAUUAGAAGAGCCUGCAUUAUUAAGUUAUGCUCAGGUACAGUAUGUGCAUAUAACCAUGUAAAUGUUAUGUGUAUUUGGUAAGACAGGCAUACAUAUUUUGGCCUUGAAUUUUUAGUGGAAAUAUAGCAGAUUUUUAUUAAAAGUUGCAGUAUGUAUAAAAGGCAUAACUAUAUCCCAAACCAUGCAAAUAAACAUCCAUAGGAAAUUA